This is a messenger RNA of Helianthus annuus (common sunflower), 1530 nucleotides long. RefSeq names its product BAG family molecular chaperone regulator 7. The transcript has 3 exons. The record is from RefSeq and is a predicted model, not a curated record. NCBI's taxonomy places the organism in Eukaryota, Viridiplantae, Streptophyta, Magnoliopsida, Asterales, Asteraceae. Gene Ontology annotation, biological process: protein folding. Gene Ontology annotation, cellular component: plasmodesma. Bases 160 to 1341 code for a protein of 393 amino acids. Gene Ontology annotation, molecular function: protein-folding chaperone binding.
UGCUUGACCAAUUGUCCGCGAUACUCGAUUGCGUUUGUAUUCCCACUACUAUCCGUUUUUAUCCCUAGUGACACCCCACCACUAUCCUCGGUCUUCUUUAUCUUCUUUUCCUGCGUCUCUCUCAAUCAUUAUCAUAACAUCCGCCAUUGUUAACCAACCAUGGGUCGCUUCAGCAACCUUGACCUCAUCGAUUACAUGCUAUCCGAAUCAUCCUCAUUCCCCUUCCAUUCCACCACUGAACUUGACCUAACUCUCGAUCUCUUAACCCCUACCUUUCCCUCACUCGAUCUCUUUUCUCCGUUCGAAGACUUCCACACCGUUACUGACCUCAUCCACGUCACCCGUACGACGCCGUUCGGUAGCUCUUCAUCUCGGAAACUCAUCACCAGACGCCGAUCUAGUCCUACAACCGCCGAUUUGUACCUCAAGUCGUUAUCCGAUCGUGUAUCUGCACUCGAGCUAGGGUUUGAUCUAGCUGAAAAACAGAAACAGAAGCAGAAACUGAAGAACUCAGAUCGGAAGUACACGUGGACGGCUGAGAUCAACAGUGCUGAGAAGGACGGUUUAGAUCGGAAGUACAAGUUAACGACUGAGAUUAAAGGAGGGAACAAGAAGGAGAAGAGCUGUAAAUGGACGGCUGAGAUUAAACGGAAGGGAGAUGAUGUACGGAAGUAUACUUUCUCUGCUUCAACUGCAAAUGCUGCUGGUGUUGAAGAUGUGAGUGAUGUUGAGAAAGAGAAGAAUAAUAGUAAGAAGAAGGAUAAGAAGAAGGAGAAAGGACCUCGUAUUGUUGAGAUCCAAAGCUCUCCUGAUCAUGGCGCCCUUCUGUUGAAACAGGCGUUUGCUAAGAGGGUGGAGAAGAACAAAGGGAAGAAGAAGGAGUUGUCACCUCAAGAUGCAGCCAUGAUGAUACAGAUGACUUUUAGAGCCUAUCUGAUACGGAGGUCUCAGGCUCUUCGUGCCCUUCGUGAGUUGGCUAUUGCUAAGGGGAAGCUUAAGGAGCUCAGGUCUUUGUUCAAUAAUUUCUCUUACCGUCGCCGGGUGGCUCGUGAUGCGGAGGAGAAACAGAGGUUUUCCGAGAAGAUCAUUGUGCUGCUUCUCACUGUUGAUGCCAUUGAGGGUGCUGAUAUCCUGGUGAGGGCUGCAAAAAGGUCGAUGGUGGAUGAACUGGAAGCGAUGCUGGACGUGGUGGACCCACAGCCAGGAGGGGGUAAGUCUCUAUCGUUGAGGAGGAGGACAUUCGACAUGCCAGAUGGUGUGAUCCAAAAGGAAGUAGCGGAAGGUGUGGCUCAGGUUGUUCGCAUGAUAGCUCAGGACGAUGGUUCUGAAACCUUCGAAUGAGCUUGUUAGUAAGUCCGUGACUAUGAAAUCCAUGUUGAGUUUGUCUUAGCUUGCCGGUGUUUUUCGGGUUUUAUGUAGGUUUAAUCUUUGUGUUAUUGCUACAAUCUGUAUGUUUAUGUUUCUCUGCUUGUGCGAAACCGGCAGAUGGUACUAUGUUCUAAAUAAGUUAAGUUUUUUUUUUAUUUUUUU